GAGCUCGAGCUGCCCCCAUAAAGGGGGUUACACGCCGGUGGACCUGAUCCGACCCAAGACCCUCACGAAAGACCAUCGGCCACAUCUCUCGCUUUGUUCUGAACAUUUCCGCCCACACGACGAAUUCUCUCCACGGUCUGGCCCUGUUUCGCUGUCCUUUCUCUGUGUGACGGUCACCAUGUCGUUUCGACUUCGUCUCUGCGAGAUUAUCUCUGUCGCUCAUGAAGCCCCUGUGAUCAAUCCCAAGGGGAACUCUUCUCGGUGGGAUGUCGAAGCCAAGACGAGCUCAAAGUGUACACGGAUUACGCUCAAGGACCCUUUUGGACAAUCGAUUGAGCUCGGUGAGGAUCCAGAGAAAGCCUUGAAGUGGUUUCUUGAGAAUUACGCCAGUGAGCCAUUCGAAACUGCUAGGGCCGACCUCGCCACAGAGCUUCUCUCAAAUUAUGGCCGCGAUCUCGCUGCACAGAUUGUCAAAACUGGCCUACUUCCCAAAAAUGGGAGCAUCCGUCUAGAAAUUGCGUCUAAAGAUUCCGGAAUGGGAACAGACCCGAACCGCGUGGAGACGACACUUCAACGGCUGCAUUGGGAAGUCCUUGAGGACACAAAAAUCUGGUCAUCCGGAUACAGCUUCAAUAGUGUAAGCGUCAUUCGAUCUGUAGUCCAGAACAGUGAGCAAGACGAAAUUGGGGCCGGGUCCUUCCAAGGAAUGAAAUUCAACAUUCUCUUAGUUGUCUCCCGCCCAGGAAAACAGAAAGAUGUCGACUACCAGCUUGUUUCCAAGUCUUUGGUGGCUAUCGUUGAUCACGUUUCCAAGACCAGGCCUGAUGUAAAGGUUUCGCUCACAAUUCUUCGUCCGCCGACAUGGGUGGCAUUUCAGAAAGAAUUGCAAGACCAUAACUAUGACUUGGUUCACUUUGACAUGAAGGGUAGGAUCCGGAAAGCUUCCACAGGUCAUACUUCAGCUGGUCUCGAGUUCUGCAAACCCAAUCAUCUGGAUUCCCUCAAAAUGACAAAGGAUUUCCGAACGGGAAGUGAGAUCGGCAAGGAACUCGCUCAAGGUGGCGUCAAAACUGCCAUCCUUAACGCCUGUGAUUCUGCGAGCUUCGAAGCCUCCAGUCCUGAAAGCAAUCUGGCCGAAGUUCUUCUGCGUUAUGGCACUCAACACGUGCUUGCGAUGGCCUAUAAGGUGGUGGAGGAGGCCGUCGAGAUAUUUAUGAACGCAUUCUACCAGUCCCUGCUCGUCAAUAAAGCUUCCGUGGAAGAGGCAUCAAGGAUAGCACGACUGGCACUGAUCAACAAUCGGCGAAGACGAGCAAUGUCCAUGUACAAUGUGAACCUUUCUGACUACAUUAUACCUAUAUUUUACACCUCCUUCACAACCCCGAACCCUCACAGCAAGGUAGAGAAUAGCAAGUACGGCAGCAGCAUCUCAUCAUACCUUGACAAGGUGUUGAGCUCGAUCAAAAAUCUGUCACCUUUCGAGCAACUAAUAACCAAAGCACUUCAGUCGGUCGACCAAGCCCUGAUUGGCCGUGAUAUCGAUGUCCUCUCCCUGGAGUUUCUCCUAUCCACAUCACGACUGGUCCUUUUGCACGGCCAAGGUGGUUGCGGGAAGACAGAGUUCCUUCGCUAUGUUUGUCAGUGGUGGAAAGCCUCUGGGUGGAUCAAUGGGUCUGCAUACAUCAACUUUGCUGAAGACCAUUUGCUUUCGUGGGGAGAAUAUAUUGAACAGAUGUGCAUCCAACUUGGCCUUGACUUCGAUGAACCCUCAGAGGCGGCGAUUAUCGAUAGACUAAGGAGCGGGAAGUAUCUUCUAGUUUUUGACAGCGCUGACGCCUUUGAAUCGCCGCUUUAUCUCGAGAACCCCGAUGACGCAGAAGAGAUGGCAAGAUCACUGAGAGCGCUCAUCGACAAUGCAACAAGCGAUGGAUCAAUGGCGAUUGUGGCGUCUCGACUUGCAAACACCCAGGUUGCGAACGUUACCUCAGAGCGCCAGAAGUUCCAUCUAUCUGGCCUCUCGGUUCUCGAUUCCGUGGCCCUCCUGCAGCAGUUGGCCUUUGACGAGAAAACCAAGCCGCCCGAAAUAUACCAUCGCCGGGACAAUAUCGACUUCCUGCGUCGUGUUGCUAUCCUUCUGGAAGGAAACCCAACAGCUAUCCAGCUGAUCGUGCCUGCGUUCAGCAGAGCCGGCUACAAUGGAGAAGCUCUCUUCAAUAACCUUCUGUAUGAUAAGAUAGAAGAACCGGCGGAGGAUAUAUGGAGUCGGUCCCGCUUUUGUACCUCUCUUUCCAUCGCCCUGGCCCUUCCGUCCUUCAUCAACUUCGAUGACACGAUGAUCCAGACGACGCACUUUGCGCCUUUCUGGAACAUAAUGCCCAAAGACCUGAAUUACUACUACUGGUUCUUUUAUCUUUUUGCGUCCAAGUAUUUCCAGGAGGCAUCAUAUGCCAAUUGGAUCUCAAAGGAGUGGCAGGACAUUGUGAACAACGGCCAGAUGGCUCGUAACCUGCGAGCCUAUUGGCCCGAAAUUGAGUCAAAAUUGAUCCGCGUUGGCAUCCUGCAGCAUGCUGCCAUCACGCGCCGCGAUGGCCAGCAGGUACCUUGCUACCACGUAAAUCCAGUCUAUACCUUACUCGGCCGGACUGCAGUAACCAAGGGAGCCUGGAAGGAAGCCAAGUUUGCUUAAGUCCGUCAGGCGCUGCUUUGGACACCCUCAAAACCUUUCGCGGACGACAAGUAUCGAAAUGAAUGGACUGGUGUAGUAUGGGAUGGGAUGGAACAACACGAGGACCUUCUCCACAACAGGCACGCGCAAGGUAUGGGCUGGGCAAAUCAGGACGGUGAACCGGAAGAGCAGGUCAAGCGCAUGGGUGUCACCUUGUUCUCCCUCCAUUAUGGCGC
Hyaloscypha bicolor E is the source of this 2901-nucleotide messenger RNA. RefSeq lists its product as uncharacterized. The coding region runs from base 179 to 2686 and encodes 835 amino acids. The record is from RefSeq and is a predicted model, not a curated record. The transcript has 2 exons. Lineage: Eukaryota; Fungi; Ascomycota; Leotiomycetes; Helotiales; Hyaloscyphaceae.